This is a messenger RNA of Mercenaria mercenaria, 4795 nucleotides long. RefSeq lists its product as uncharacterized. Gene Ontology annotation, molecular function: protein binding. The coding region runs from base 473 to 2557 and encodes 694 amino acids. The record is from RefSeq and is a predicted model, not a curated record. Lineage: Eukaryota; Metazoa; Mollusca; Bivalvia; Venerida; Veneridae. The transcript has 12 exons.
CGCACCACUUCUCCCUGUGAAAGGUAAAAUAGAAAGCUUAAAUUUGUGUAUUGAUAAGUAAGAUAUUAAGGACUUCUAUAUUUGUUCGGUAGCUUAAGUUUAAAGACGAGACAAAAUCGGACUAAAAUGUCCGCCUUGACAGCGGAGCCUGUGGAAUGUAUUCUUUUUUAAAACGCUGUUAGUUACUACGGAACAAAAAUAGAAUAUUGUUAAUGAUACAUUGGAUGAUAACAACGCGCAGGAAAAUCUAUACUGUGUACAUUUAACACACCUGAGUUUACCUGUCGCAUAUGCGUAACAGAAACGACGUAUUGAAUUCACUGUUUACUUUCUCGCUAUAUGACAUAUUGUAAUAUGUUUUUCUUUGUAUAGUUAGCUUCGCUACGCUUAAAACAUGAUAAGAUUUUUCAACAGAUUGUUUUAAUUCUGUUUCUUUUUCUUAACUAAUUUUGAGAAGAAAAAACGGUACAAAAUGAGUUUGAGAAAGUUAAAAUUGUUUAAAAUAAUUCAGACUGGUACAACAGAGGCCAUUUUAAAGGCCUUAAUGGAUUACCUUAAGAGUGGAAAGGACCCUAAUAUAAGGGACGAUGUGACUGGAGGGACUUUACUCCAUCUUAUUGUAGAGCACGGAGACCGGUUUAUCACCGGACAAACCGUGUCCGGGGUUUAUAUGCUAGUAUGCAAAGAUAUAGACAUUGACGCUCGAGACAACAUGGGGGAGACGGGCUUGCACAAGGCCAUGCGGAUCAAGGGUGGAUACAGGAUUAUCCUCGCCCUAAUGAGAUGUGGUGCUGACACGGCUAUAAAGAACAACAACGGCCUUGAUGUUGAACAACUUCUCGAAAAAGAGAGACCAGACGGUUGGGAAGAGAAUUUGCACUGGUACCGAAAACUAAAACCCGGUUUGUGGUGUGCAUUGAACUGCGAAAAUCCGGAUCGAAAAUUGGUGGAAACUCUACUUAAGAACUGGUGCCGCGUGACUACUGUAAAACAAGGAAAAGUGAUGAGCAUGAAGUUCCUGGUAGAGAACGAUAUACAUAAAGUGGAUCUCCUACAGUUACUGGAGAAAUAUGAAAACACAAAUGAGCUUGCUCUUGCUACUACAGCAGGGAUGGGGUUCAUCGUAAGGAUGUGGGUCAAACAAGGUAUUAUCAGCAAUAUGGACGUGAAUACAAAAGAUUACUGUUAUCAGUAUCAUUGGUCGGACGCCCCUGUAUCGCCACGCCCAAUCAUUGCAGCGUCCUGGGAGUCAAACAAUUUCGAGGCAGUAGAUGUUAUAAUGGAACUCAAACCAGACACAAGAGUGCUGUGGACUCCUGAUCAUGAUUACAAAAAUCCACCCAAACCAGUGUUCUUUCAGGUUCUUUGUGGACUUGGUGCACCAUAUGAUGAAAAAAUUACAAUGCGGGUGCUUAAAGGAAGUGAUCUCACGGCUCGCGACAGCACGGGUCAAACGAUUUUACAUGUUGCUGUUUCUACCAAUCAGUCAGACUCUAUUUUUAGACAUAUAUUACAGUGCGGUGUUGAUCUGUCUGCACGUGACUGUCAAGGAAGAACUGCUCGUGAUUUAGCAGAAAAAUCAAAUCGUCCAAAAUAUGUUAGACUAAUUGAUGAAUUUGUCAUUAAAUUAGUGAAAGAGAAGAAGUUUGAAACGAUUGAAAAACUUAUUUUACAAAACUAUGAUCACAUUUUGGAUAUGAGCGAGGGCAGUAGAUCAAUGACAGAAAUUGCCAAAAAAUCGAGCACAAAGAAUAUAUAUGAAAUUGUGAAACUGACAGCGCCCAUACAGGCAUAUGUUCGUCGAGUAUUCCAGUCAGUAGACGACGGGGCAACAGAGGACUUAAGGAAGCUCCUUAACUGUAAACGAUACGGAGAAGUUCGAGACAGGUGCGGCCGGACCGUUCUGCAUAGAGCCAUUCUCAAACGGCGAGAAGACAUUAUUUUGUAUCUUUUAGAAGAGUUUCCAGUUCUCAUCAACUCAAGAGAUAGUCUGGACAGGACCCCUUUGCACUACGCACAACUAUUCAUAGAGAAUGCAGACACGGUCAAUCGGAUGACGAAGCUUGGUGCAGACCCAAAACUCUUUGAUGCUAAUGGUCUGACAACAAAUGAUUACAAGAAAGAUGUUUGCGGAAAUCAGAAGUUCCAACGGUUACAAAAGGAGGUGAAAGAUUUCGAUUUAAAUGUUUACCUGUCAGAGACAGACUUCGAAACUACGUUCAAAAGUGCAAUUUCGAGUGGGGAUCUAGAGACCGUGAAAUCUUUGGUGACAGGCCUGAAGAGUUUCGGGGAUGUUUCACGGUAUAGCAGUACCCUCUUUGACUGUCUGGACAGUAGGGCCGUUGAAAUUGCUAAAUUCCUUAUUGUGAAUGGGUUUCAGACCGAUGUUUAUAAGCAGUACAACAAAUGCGACCCAAAUGACCCAAUGUGUGCAAUGAUGGAGUGUGGACACUCUAUGACGUCACUGAAAGAGCGCGCACAGGAGUUGAAACUAGAGGACAUUUCCAGAAUGAUUGAGGCUGCAUCGAAUGGAAAGACACAAAUAACCCGCCUUUAAAAGAGCUGCAGCUCCAGAAGCCAGAGGAAGUGACCUUGCCGGGAUAUGGUCUCGCUUGAAGAUUGUUCAGCAUUAUCAACACAGACUUUGUCAGGAUUUGUUCGUUUCUUUGGAUUCAUAGCAUUUUCUAGCGGUUUCAGUGUAGUUUUGUGAUGACAUUUUAGUUACUGUGACACACCUUUACCAUGACAUUUUCUGUAAUUCGGUCCGAAUAUACAUGUAGAAAUAUUAUAUUUUGUUCAACUUAUAAAAUGUGAAUUAUGGAAACAUGGACAAGAUAAUAAUUUCAAACUCAGCUUUUUUAGAAAUGUUUAUAUACAACGUUUGACUUUGAGAGACGAAUUGACUGUAGUAUAACAUUCGUAACACUAAUUCAAGCACAGCAUGUCGGUCACUUGACAUGGCAUAAUACAUGUAUCGUGAAGUUUAUUAAGCACGAACAUAUUACUAGAAAUGUUGUUAAUAUUAUUGUCCAUGAUAGCCACCUUGGCCAUAUACUGUGCAAGUAUUGAAAAAGAUAUGCAGGGUACCGUUACACUAAUGGGGUAGUUGUACUACUAAAUAGUGGCUGUUGUAUGUAUUGGACGUUCUUGGUAGUUUACCUACGAAAUAGCACAUUCAGUGUUUGUUUUUGUGAACAAGAGAUUGUUUAGGUUACAUCACAGAAACAAACAUGUAUUUUUGAACUUUUCUUUUACAUGCAAAUGAUCAAGUUUAAAAGAAAUGUUUUGCAAUGUUAUUUAAUUGUUGGGGAAUAUUGUUUCUAAAGAUGCUCACAGGCUGUAGGGUUCUUGGCAAUAAAGAGGUUAAGAUUUUGUACUUGUACCAUUUCUGCCUGUCAAAAUCUAAACCAUCAAUUUAGUUGAAUGUGCAGUCAAUAUAUAAAGCGCGUCUCUAAAUUCUUAAUAUUAAUACUUUACCCGAGGGAAUUUAUCAGCAUAACGAUUAGGACCAAUGAAACUGUGAUCAAACACGGUACCUUUACAAAACAUUGUGAAGAUCUUAUAAAGAUUUAAUUAUAUCUCUGUAUGUGUUCUAAAUUCGUGUUCUUUAAAUGCAUUUUGGUGUUCAUUUUAAUAGGCAUUCAGCUUUUAAUGCUUUACAGCUAAGUUACAUUGUUCCGCUGAAUAUUUACUGAGAUUCGUUAUGUAGCUACACCAUUCUGUCACACAAAUACUGACAAAAUCGCAGAUAUAUUACAUUAAAAUAACUGGUUGUAGAAAAACUCACUAAUUUAAUCCAUAAUCCAAAAGUGAGCAAUUUUCAUUGUAGUACUAGUACAGCAUACGAACACGUGUGUUAGCCGAAAAUUGCAGAAAAAAAGCUGAGUAGAACAAUAAAGACACUUAACAGCUAACUGCUGUUUCUCAUUAUGUUGUGAAUGGAAAACAAAAUAAUAUAAAUCGUGUGCAGUAAAUCAUGCAGUGUAUGACCUUCUUGAACAGGUGUACAGUGAUCCUGGAACAGGUGUACAGUGAUCUGGAACAGGUGUACAGUGAUCCUGGAACAUCCUGGAACAGGUGUACAGUGAUCCUGAAACGUCCUGGAACAGGUGUACAGUGAUCCUGAAACAUCCUGGAACAGGUGUACAGUGAUCCUGGAACAUAAGACAGCAUAUUGACUGUGUAUCCACUGCUAGGUAACGAAUCUGUCUGCUGACAGGCCGGGCUCCUCUCGAACAAAGACAAGCUUAAUUUUGAUAACUUGGAGCCUGGGAAAGUAAAUUUUGCUUUUUCUUUACUAUGAACAUUUAUUUUUGUGUCGAAUGUUGCGCGUAUUUUUCCUGCCUAUGCACAUUUGUAGUAAAAGUAAUAUUGCAAAGUUGUGUGGAAGUGGUUCUUGUCAUGUACAUAAGUUAUGUGGACCAAAAGCAUGGGCCUAUCUUAAGUUAACAUUCAUUUAAGUUAAUCGGUAACAUUUUCAAAUCAUUUCCAAUUAAAUGAGAUAAAAUUAUGAAACUAUCUAGUAAAGUACAUAUAAAUACCAAAUUUAUACUUUUCAGCUUUUUUUGUUCACUGUGUUUACCAAUUUAAACCACAUCCGAGAGAUAUUAAAUGUUAUGUUUUACCGUUGUUGUAGUCAAAAUGAGUAAUCUCUUGUUAAUAUUGGAAAUAUUCAGUGGUAGUUGAUUCUAUGCUUAUAGUGCAAUGUGAAUCAUGGAAUAUAUCUAUACACAUGUGAUUUGUUGACACUUUUUAUCAAAAUGCUCUGUAGUAAAAAUAAAAGUGUAAUAUGACA